AUGGUUCCGCUGGUGGCGGCCGCCGUCCAUCCCCCGCCCUCCCUCCUUGUGGGGUCCCGCCAGCCGCGGCCGUUCACAUGGGCGUCGCCGCCGGCUUGCAGGGUGCCUCUUCGUCGGGGGAGGGGGCUGGCGCCGGCGUUCCCGAGGAUUUGUGGGCUCCUGGUUCCUAGGGGGAGGGAAGCUUCAGUCUCCGCCACCGCCGUCCCUCUUCUGUCGCCUCGCCGGCGGAGGGGGGCCUCUGGGCUCGGCUUCGUCUGCUUCUGCAGCGCCGGAGAUGACGUACGCCGCCGCCGCUUCGCCGGGGAUUAUUACAGGAACUCGCGCCCCCACCGUCCUUCCUUACACGCAGUUUUUCUCGUGAUUCCUCCAGGAUUCUGCUAGCGGCUGGCCGAUCUUCGAUCGGUGGGACGUUCCUUGGAGGUGGCAGACGGUUGUUCUCACCAUGCUCGCCUGCGGGCUAAGGUGAAGAAAGUUCUCCAUUUUCUUCAGUUCAAUCAUUCCUUCCUCUCCAUCGCUGACCCUCUCUUCCAAGAUCAGAGAUCUCCGGGAAUGGGUUUAGCCUGAAACUCCUUCCUUUUGCCCGAUCUCCAGGGACAGCUCCCGCUUUUACUGAAAAUUUUUCAGGCAGUUUUGUUCUGAUAGGUCUCUCCGCGGCGUCCGUCCUGCCAUAUCUAGGGUUUCAGGGAGGGACCCUGAGCUUGGACGAGAGAGCAGAGCUUCUCUUCACCGGCCAGCUGUAAGAUGCCAUCUCCCACUCACUUCACUGCAUCAAACUCGUGCCAAGUGGCUCCCCCCCCCAAUUAAUCUUCUUCUUCUUCUUCUUCUUCUUCUCCUUCCUCAGCUUGGUGACGGCGGUGGUGCUGGGAGUCGUCUUCGGAAUCACCAACUCAUUUCGCCCCCUUCCUGAUGAUGUUUUCUGCUACGGUGAGCUCGCUGCAGACUCCCCCAUCAUGUUCUUCCUUUGUUCUUCAUCUUCUUCCGAAUGGAUCGUUCUAGUCUUCGAGCGCAUGGUAUGAGAAAGGGAAGACGACCGCCGUUGUUUCAGACCUGAGGGAGCCCUUCAGGCUGCAGGACGGCUGGCUUCUGUGGGCGGGCAUCGGCUUCAGCGGCGCGGUGGCCGCCAUAGCUCUGACGGGAGCCACCUCCGCCUUCUUCAGCGGGGAGAAUCCCCAGAGAGAUGUGGGCUUCCUGCUUCCUGCUUCUUCUUCUUCUUCUUCGUCGUCUUCCUCCUCAUUGCUCUCCACUGUUUCAGACGGACGCUCUGGUGCAGCUGCUGCCGCUGAUCGGCUCCUCCUCCACCAGGUACUACUGACACUGAAUUGCCCUGUUCCUCGCCAUUUCUGGGAUUGAUUCAUCCGACAUUCAUCCCCCUCGAGCUCUGCAGCACCGCCGUCCUGGUGGGGAUCACCGGGGUCCUCGCCCCGCUCCUGGAGGAGACCGUCUUCAGGGGGUUCCUGAUGGUGUCGUUGACUAAAUGGCUCCCCACGCCGGCGGCGGCCCUGGUCAGCGCCGCCGUGUUCGCCCUCGCCCACCUCACCCCCAGCGAGUUCCCCCAGCUGUUUGUGUUAGGUGCCCCCCCUCCUCCGACCUCCUCCGUCGCCGUCAUUCAAGCUCUCUGAUCCCUCCUUCUCCUAUUCGCCGGCAGGGUCCGUCCUGGGCCUCUCCUACGCCCAGACUCGGAAUCUCCUCACGCCGAUCGCCAUCCAUGCCCUCUGGAACUCCGGUGUCAUCAUCCUGCUGACCUUCCUCCAGGUACACCAGCACAACCCUCCUCUUCUCCUUCUCCUUCUCCUUCUCCUUCUGCUGCUGCUGCUGCUUUUCUUCUUCUUCCUCCGUCGUCUCUUCAGGUGCAAGGGUACGACAUCAGGGAGCUGGUGCAGGGUUCUUGA
This is a messenger RNA of Spirodela intermedia, 1889 nucleotides long. Lineage: Eukaryota; Viridiplantae; Streptophyta; Magnoliopsida; Alismatales; Araceae. The record is from the annotation of a GenBank genome assembly.